Molecule: messenger RNA, 7009 nt
Organism: Dromaius novaehollandiae (emu)
Lineage: Eukaryota; Metazoa; Chordata; Aves; Casuariiformes; Dromaiidae
Gene: TCP11L1
Product: t-complex 11 like 1
Exons: 10
Coding region: 869-2251 (460 amino acids)
Biological process (GO): signal transduction
Source: RefSeq, a predicted model, not a curated record
UCAGGGGGUUGUUCUGGUUUUGCAUCGUGUACAGAGCAGUGGGGCUGCGCCUGAGGUGAGCCGGAGCUGGGCCGUAGAACUGCACUGGACGAUUUCAGCUUAUUUUUAGUGCAAGCGUGGUAGAUUCUUAUUUCUCUUGUGAACUUGAGCCUCCUUAGGUUUUAGGUGGCUUUGUGUUCAGGCCAGUCCUCUAUGUACUUCACAGAAGCAUGGUGAAGUUCAUUAAACGCUGGUUUGCAUCAGCUGAUUUCAGGACCUUUGAUGAAGAGCCAGUGCAAAAUGUUUUACUUAAAUUUUAAUUUGUUUUGUUACGUUUUCUCUUGCAGUUCCUGUUUCUAUUAAAAAAAAUACUGCAGGAAAGUACCAAGAAGUAGACUGUACUCUGUGAAGAGUGAGAAUUGUUUCUGUGAAGCGAAAGAUGAUGGUUGCAUUUUUGAAAGACGUAUUGUCAAGCUUAUUUAUCCAGUAGAAAAAGGAUUUGUUCUAGACCUGUUCUGGCAAACAAUCACAGCAAACCAGGAGAAAAGAGUAGGCUUUUGCAAACUAAACUAAAUCAACAAGUAUGCCUAUUUACCUCAUCUGCUGAAAAGUCCUUGGUUGGAUGGCCCAGGAGCUCUUCUAACUCCUUUUCACAGCUGAAAUGUGAAAAUUCUUAACAAAUGCAACAACUGAAAAUGUCUCACAAUCCUGACAAGCCACAUAAAAGUGAAGAAGAGUUGAGUGUUUCGGAGGAUGACCAAGAGGAGAGCGUGGACAAUGUGGGUCAGUCUAUCAGAAAAAGAAUACGACAGAGUGCUCCAGGUUCACACAGGGAUGAUACGCCAAAAUUUUGAUUUAUGUUACAGCUAGUCCUCCUCGGCUCGUGUCAAUGGAAGAGCUAAUGGAAACAGCUAAGGGAGUAACCAACAUGGCACUAGCACAUGAAAUUGUUGUUAAUGGAGACUUCCAGAUAAAACCAGCUGAAUUACCAGAACACAGCUUGGAAAAAAAAGUAAGAGAUAUUGUGCACAAAGCUUUCUGGGAUUGUCUGGAAGCCCAGCUAAAGGAAGAUCCACCAACGUAUGACCAUGCAAUUAAACUAUUGGGAGAAAUCAAAGAGACUCUCUUGUCUUUCUUGUUGCCUGGUCAUACUAGACUGAGAAACCAGAUUACAGAAGUUCUUGAUCUUGAUUUGAUAAAACAGGAGGCAGAGAAUGGGGCCCUGGACAUUUCUAAAUUGGUAGAAUUUGUUAUUGGGAUGAUGGGGACCCUCUGUGCUCCAGCUCGAGAUGAAGAAAUUAAGAAACUGAAAGAUAUUCAUGAAAUAGUUCCUCUGUUCAGAGCAAUUUUCUCUGUGUUAGACCUAAUGAAAAUGGAUAUGGCAAACUUCGCUGUCAGUAGCAUUAGGCCAAAAUUAAUGCAGCAGUCUGCUGAAUAUGAAAGAAAGAAGUUUCAGGAGUUUCUUGAGAAACAGCCAAAUUCUUUAGAUCUUGUCACAGACUGGUUGCAGGAAGCAGCAGAUGAUCUUGUAAAGCUGAGAUGUAAAAAGUUGCUUUCCCACUGCAGUGAUGAUGAUGAUGGUGCUGCUGGUGGAGCCUCUGCAUUGUACUCCACUGCUGUACAAAACCAGGCAUAUCUAAAGCUCCUGAAGUGGGAUCAUGUGAACAAGCCUUUUCCAGAAACUGUGUUAAUGGACCAGACCCGUUUUCAGGAAAUACAGCUGGAGCUGGAACAACUCCUGUUGACGGGGACUGUCCUUCUGGUCACAUUCAGUGCGGCAGGCUCAGCACUUGCUGGUAUACCUGGAUUUGCUGAGAAAAUUAAAACCAUUAUCAAGGUGCUGUUGACAGGAAUGCAUCUUCCCUCCUUUAACCUAAGGGAAUCUUUGGCUACCAUCAGUGAAAAGGUGUGUGCUGAAGUUAAUAGCUGCCUUUCCCAACAUGGGUUCACACCAUUCACGCCUGAGAGAGAGACUGUGCUUAAAGGACAAAUCCAAGCAGUGGGCAAUCCUGGUAACGCCAUAUGCAAGCUAAUAGAUUCUCGAAUUCAAAAGUUUCUGGAGAGUUAUCUUGCCUCUAGUCAUCAGAAAUCAUUACCUGCUCUUCCUGGAGGAUUAGGCCCUAUUCAGAGAGAGCUGGAAGAGAUUGCUGUCAAGUAUGUUCGUCUUGUCAACUACAACAAAAUGGUCUUCAGCCCUUACUAUGAUGCAGUCCUUGGCAAAAUACUGACUAAGGAGGAAUCUCAGCUCGUAAGGAAGUCAGAAGAAUCAUAAAACCAGUUUGUAUGCUACCACUAUGGUACUAACUUUGUCUGCUAUUUUAAAAAAUUGCACCAAUAUUUGUCUAGAAAACAGCUUUCCAUUUAAACACUGGUUCUUUGAAUUCACUAGUGAUGAUUGAGAAAAAUACAUGAGUUGCGGAAGGGGUUCUGAAAUGAAUGAUGAAAACGAGAUGGAUUUUUUAAUGUAAGUAUGCAGCCUGGGGGAUGGCUUGGUAGUCUCAUGGCUGCAAUUUUUAGAUUUUGAGCAGAUGCUAGGUAGGACAAGUUUGACAACCAAAUUGUGUCUUUAAAUGGCUCAUUUGAGGGCAUUUUACUCUCUAAUUUACCAGGAAGUUAGUUGUUUAGUCCAGAGCAGGUUAGCAAUGGUCCUUCCCAGCAGGGUGAUUUGGCUUUAAAAAAAAAAAAAAAAAAAAAAAAAAAAAAAAAAGCUUACUUAAAGACUGAGGUAGUAAGCUAAAAUUCUAGAUAUGAGAAAUUUUAACAGGCAAAAAACAAAGCCAAACAGCACUUUAUUGUAACAUUAUAGUUAGUAUGGUAGACUACUAGUUUUUUCUGCAUUUUUAAUAGCAUUUUUUUGCUGUUUACCUGCAGAUGUUACAAAAAACAUAAUAUAUUUUUGUAGCAUAUUUUCUGGUUAUUGGGUAACUGUCCUCUGCUAUGUACAGUACUUACAAAGGUGGCAAUCUUAUAGAUUGCAGCUGUAUUUAUUUCUUGUAAAGACUUCAGAAGGGCAGAGCUAAAAUGUUUUGAUAAAAGUGGCAUUUCUUACCUUUUUUUGCUAGUAGUUUACUCCUUUUUAUGUGAAAUACUAAUUUUAAAGUGAAUCUGUCAUUUUCAGAAGGUGGAUUUAAAAUGUGUGAUUCUUUUGGCUGAAAAAUUGUACUUGUUUUUUAAAACUACAACUUGAGAUGGUUGCAUAUUCAAUCAUGUCUUCAGAAAUAUCCAGGAAGUGCAGAGUACUAUCAGAAGUGUAAGUGAUUUUAAACAUAGAGUGGGACAUAAAUGAUAUAAUGUUGAUUUGAAUAAACAGGGAGUAUUUUUGGUAGAUUUUUUUCACUUUGUAGAGAUGUUCUUGAAACUUAAAAUAUUUUUAGAUCUUGAAUUUAAUUAACUACAUGUUGUAUAGAUGGGUGUUCACAGAACAUCUCAGUGAUCUUACAGCCUUUAUACUGUAAUUUCAAUAAUAUUAUUAAUAUUCAAAUUACAGUAUAUAAUAUUUAAUAACCUAAUAUUGUAGUUUCAGACUGGGUUAGGAGGUAAGUACAUCUGAAAUUCUCUAGUUACUGAGUGCAGCACUGUAUUACCAUAGUCAAAAUGUGAUGACUUUAUGAAAGCAGAGUUCAUAGUCAUGAACAGUGUCACAAUAUUAGAGGCUGUAUCCACAACAAAAUAUUGUCUCUUAAAAAAAAUUACAUUAAAAAAAAAAACCCUCUUAAAUGAUAACUUCCAGCUUCAUUUUAUUGAUCAACUAAUCAAUCAAAAUAAUAGAACUUGUAGAAGAAAGUACUUGAUGAUGAAUCAGUGUUGAUGCUUCCUUUCUAGUUUCCCUUUAAAUGUCAGCAUGGAUAUAGCUGCAGUAGCUUUGAGUAGGGAGGAAGAUAGAAUAAGACAAGACCUUUUACUCCAUAUUAGGCUAUGCAACUAGAAAACAAAUCUUUUCUCAUUCAUUACAAAACCCCCUUCCCCCAAGAAAAAAGUCUUGUAAGAGAUCACUAGUUCAGAAAAAAGCCUAUGGAAAAAGUAUCUGAUGCCAGAAUGAGUGGGACUGAAAGGGUAAGAAAGAUUAUACUUGCUUAAUCUGGGAGAUGGCUGCUUCCAGUUCUGCAGUUCAGCAUCCAGGUGUCCACAAGUGCCAGCUGCUGCUUGCGCUGCCCUCAGAGCAUGGAUUGUGCAGCUGGCAGUGCCUGGUUGUUGCUCGCAGGGUCAGUGCAGUAAGUAAAGCCCAGCUCUCUUCUCAGCAAGGGUUGGCGCCUAAGGUUUCAUGGAAAAAAGGGUGCAGGCCCCACAUCUGGCUUCUGUCUCACCUUUGGGUGUUACACGCAGCUGGGAAAUGAGUGCCUCAGUGGUUGGAUUUUAUAGGCCUUUGCUGUUACUACCUAAUAAUAAGGAUCCAGCGUAACUGUAGUAAAUGCCCACAAGUGCAUCAUGAUAGUCCGUGUCUCUAAGUCUUCUUUAAAAGACCUGUACAGAUACUGUUAAGUAAGUGGCAAAGUAAGGAGGGAAAAAAAAAAAAAAAAAAAAAAAAGAUAAGGCUAGGCCCUACCUCCCUCUGUGAAUAUUUAUGCAGUUAUAUGUAUGCUGUUUUACCUCUUAGUCUGGUAGAUAGUAGCGCUGACCUAGAGUCAUCUGUCCUCCUGAUGGUAGGAAUGUCUUUCUACUUGUUUGAAUAUCUUACUUCCCUAUAGUUCAUAGGGGUUCUUAUGGUCUUAUGAGGGUGCAGUAUGAAAUAGUCAAUUACAAGUUAAAAAUCUGAAAUAUGCAUAGGAAGUGCUUCAAAAGUUCAUAUACCAUUUCUGUUAGCGUGUUUGACAAUAACAGGUUAACCUAUGUAGCUAAUAUAUUAACAUUUAGCUUUGUACAUUAUUAAAUAGAAGACCAGUGCAGUUAUCCAGGGCCAGAUUGUGUUAACUAAUACUCCUGGACAAUCCACAUUAGAAAUAUGUAUUGAAAUUGUCAUAUUAUGCUGUCUUCUUUAAAAAGUCAUGGCAUUAAGAGCAAAAGCAUACUGUGUCUUCUAGAAAUAUGGAAGAAAAAUUAAUUCUAGUAUAUAUGGUCUGAUCAGUUUCCUGUGAUGGUUUUAAUUCUUAUUAACAUCGCUUUUGAAGUAGCUGAGUGAUAUCUAGAAAAAAAUGUUUGAAUAAAACCGGAAUGAGGCAUGAUGUUAUCGAUAUCCUUUUAUUUUAAAGGAAUGUUUUUUCCAUUUUCAACUACAAAACAGAUUCCAUACAUUCUGCCAUAAAUAAAAACGAACAAUAAGGCAGGACACUACAUGAACAAACUGAGAACAACUGUUUUCCAGAAAGUGUGAAUUAAAAAUGCUUCACAAUUAUAAGCCAUCCAGUUUUUAAAAUAAAACUGUUGAAAACCCACAAGAUUUCAAGUGGUCGAUGUGAACAUCCUUGAAGAAGGAACAAAAUGCAGUUUAGUCAUUUUGUACUUUUGUUUUUGAAAACCUAAUUUUGUUCAGAGCACGUUCUAAGGUUGUUCUGUCUGUUUUCGGUUCAAGAACAAUAUGGGAGAAGAGGCACCACAGUAACAAAACCAUUUCAAGAUUUUUUUUGUUUGCAGCUGUCCCUUUUAAAUGCUUGACUUUUAAGAGACAGACAAACUCAAUACAAGUCUUUGUCUAUCACAGUAGAAUUCGAGACUUGUUUCACCGGAUUCUCUUUUGUUGUCGUGCUCUGUAAAUGUCAUGAACAGGGGGAACUACUGAUCCUUUCUCCUCAUCGUCAUCAGAAUCUUCAUUUGGUCUCUUGACAGCCUUAUUGAGCAUAGCAUUAUUUUCCACAGGUCCGUUGCCUUCCACAGUUAUUUCAGGUAGGCCUCCAGUAAUUAUUCUUACAGCUUCAUCAACAGCUGUAGAACAAGAAAAAGAUUAGUUUAAUUUGUGAAACUAAAUUCCCUGAUUAGAAAGGUGUUUCAGCAAAGUUGAACAGAAUUUCAGGUAUGCUUUUGGAAUAAGAAAAAAGGUAAGAAAAACUAAAGAGCAUUCAGACAGGCACACCAAGAUGGACACAUCGUGGAGAUUUCUGGAACACAAGGUAUUUUGCCACCUUACUUCUCCUACAAAAGUUAGGAGGAAGAAUUAAAUCUCAACUCUCUAAAACUCUUACCUAUGGCAAACAGUAAUUAUAAAGUAAAUGCUGCUACUUCAAAUUGAGACCUCUUUUUACACAAGUAUUGAGGUCAGUUACAAGCUUAAUAAAAUAAGAAAGCCUAUUGGGAAACUGUGCACAUGUUCAUGAUACAUCAGAAAGAUGCCAGCAAGUCUGUUUCUGCUUAUGAACAGAGACAAAGUUUGAAAAAUAUCAUAUAAUUUAAAUAGAAGGUGCUUUAUUUUCCCUCUAAACAAAACUAAAUCCUAGCUUUGUCUCUGAUCAUGUUACUUACAGUAACAGAGGGGAUGAGAAGUUGCAUAUUAAUCAUCUGCUGUAGUUGUUCACAUGAAGACUGGGGUAUGGAUCUGUCUUCUGUUUAUAUUUCAGAAAUUUACCUUUUUUGUAGCAGCUAAGACAACACAAUUCUUGAAUUGUUAGCAGACACUGCAACAAUCUGCAUUCUGAGUUAUAUCCAACAAUGGACUUCACAUACCAACAGUCUGUAACUUAAUGAGUUAAAGUUCUUAUACAAGUAGAGAUGAUGCCUUCCUUCUUCUAAAGUAUAUUUGGAAAAUAAUUUCUUUCAUGUUUACCACAGAAAUUGUAUAAUUAGGCAUGUUGUUACUAAAGUAGCAGCUGGUGAUUCUCAGCUUUUUUACUUUUUGUUUAUCUCCACAGUUAAAUGUGCAAACAUCUCUAUGUAGAUUCCAGCCUACAAACAUAACCUCUUCAACAGCAUACUGUUAAAUAAUAAUUAUACAUCUGCAUCUAUAAAUGAGGUCUGGACUUUACACUGUAAUAUACAUAUGUAAAAUAAAAAUCACACGUGGUACUACCACAGACUCCUAGAGUGCACAAAUGACUUACUUUCUGGCAAUUUGCAUCUUCUGAAUAUCUCCAUGAGUUCAUCCACUUGAACAAAGGGACCCUGA